Messenger RNA from Fukomys damarensis (Damara mole-rat), 1269 nucleotides. RefSeq names its product zinc finger protein 385A (gene Znf385a). Gene Ontology annotation, molecular function: zinc ion binding; nucleic acid binding. NCBI's taxonomy places the organism in Eukaryota, Metazoa, Chordata, Mammalia, Rodentia, Bathyergidae. Bases 149 to 1249 code for a protein of 366 amino acids. The record is from RefSeq and is a predicted model, not a curated record. Gene Ontology annotation, cellular component: nucleus. The transcript is spliced from 8 exons.
AGGGCAGAACCAAGGGAAGGGGAUUGCUGUCAGGCCCAGGCCCCUGGGGGGCCAGGGCCAGGCCACUGCCUGGGGGCAGCGGGCACCAGAAACUGAAGGCAGCCUGAGCCGGGCAGGGCCCCUCCCUCUGCUACGGCAGCCCCCCAUCAUGCAGCCCCCGCUGGACCUCAAGCAGAUUCUGCCCUUUCCACUGGAGCCAGCCCCUACCCUGGGCCUCUUCAGCAACUACAGCACUAUGGACCCUGUGCAGAAGGCUGUGCUCUCUCACACCUUUGGGGGACCCUUACUCAAGACCAAGCGGCCCGUCAUUUCCUGUAAUGUCUGUCAAAUCCGCUUCAAUUCUCAGAGCCAGGCUGAGGCACACUACAAGGGUAACCGCCACGCCCGCCGAGUCAAAGGCAUGGAGGCAGCCAAGACCCGAGGCAGGGAGCCUGGCAUCCGGGAACCUGGAGACCCAGCUCCACCAGGCAGCACCCCCCCAAAUGGGGAUGGCAUAGCCCCCCGUCCAGUUUCCAUGGAGAAUGGACUGGGUCCAGCCCCAGGGUCCCCAGAGAAACAGCCUGGCUCCCCAUCCCCUCCCAGUGUUCCAGAGACUGGCCGGGGUGUAACCAAGGGUGAAGGGGGUACUCCAGCCUCAGCUUCCUUGCCUGGGGGUAGCAAGGAAGAGGAGGAAAAAGCCAAGCGGCUGCUCUACUGUGCUCUGUGCAAGGUGGCUGUGAACUCCCUGUCCCAGCUUGAGGCACAUAACAAAGGUACUAAGCACAAGACAAUUCUGGAGGCCCGAAGUGGGCUAGGGCCCAUCAAAGCUUACCCUCGACUAGGGCCUCCCACCCCGGGGGAGCCAGAGGCUCCUGCCCAGGACCGAACCUUCCACUGUGAGAUCUGCAACGUCAAGGUCAACUCGGAGGUCCAACUGAAACAGCACAUCUCCAGCCGGCGGCACAGAGAUGGCGUGGCUGGGAAGCCCAACCCACUCCUGAGCCGUCACAAGAAGCCUAGGGGCGCCGGGGAGCUGGCGGGCACGCUGACUUUCUCCAAGGAGCUGCCCAAGUCCCUGGCCGGCGGCCUGCUCCCUAGCCCCCUGGCGGUGGCUGCGGUGAUGGCAGCGGCUGCGGGCUCCCCGCUGUCCCUGCGCCCAGCUCCGGCCGCACCUCUUCUACAGGGACCGCCGAUCACCCACCCUCUACUCCACCCGGCUCCUGGACCCAUCCGAACUGCGCACGGUCCCAUUCUCUUCUCCCCCUACUGACCUCAACCCUGAACCCCUCC